AAUAGAAAGAUAUUCAUAACUGUAAAAGGGCUAUUAAAAAGGCUUACCAUGAAGUAAGAUGAUUAACAGAUAUAGGUAGUCCUUGGACACCUUAGGUUACUGCACGCACCUUCUUUGUAUCAUUGAAGGGGCAUUGAAAUAUGAAGGCGACAAACUCGAAUCAUUGCAAAUAAAGACCAAAUUAUGUUUCCAGAAUUGGUAGCUACAAAGGCUUGAGGGAAUAGAAUAGGGGAUAUCAAAGGUGGCACCUUCACAAGAAAUGAAUAGAAUGAUUACAAAUGCAAAUAAAAUGUAAACUACUGUAGCCAUCGUUUCCUGACAAGGAACAUGUCAUAAUACUUUUCCAGGAUGAAGUGGGUCCAGCGGACAUGGCCGUACUCGUGACCAAAACUGAAGUUCUCCGUAAUGAAACUUUGCUGGAAAAAUUUCUAAGCUCUAUUGCACCACAAAAUAUCUCAGUCUUCCUGCAAUCUAUCUCAUCCGCAGCAACACAGGCAAGCCUGUCAGAGCAGCAAGUAACAACAAUAAAGAAAACACUCCUAGCUACCCAGCUCAGUGGUCUUCAGGUCGAGUUCUCUACUUAUACAACGGAAGAGUGGACAGUCUUGUUCCAGGACUACUUGUUUAAUUUGACUGCAUACUUCAACAAAUCACUUCUUGAGUUCAUUCCUAUGAACGUAUCCUGCUCCUCCUACCAAGUAAUAGUGAAAGUUUUUAGCAAUCAGUUUAGCUCGAUGACAGAUGAAACAAGAGAAGCAAUCUAUCAGUACUUCCUGAAACCAUACUUGACAGCAAAAGCUUCCACUUCCGCAGUUGUUUGUGAUGCUGGAAGCUUCCAGAACUGGCGUGAAGUGAACUUUGGAGUCUUUUUCUACUUUUUCCAACUUGGAGAAAUCUUAACACUCAAUGAAAAUUUUACACCGGAUGAAGUGGGUCCAGCGGACAUGGCCGUACUCGUGACCAAAACUGAGGUUCUCCGUAAUGAAACAUUGCUGGAAAAAUUUCUAAGCUCUAUUGCACCACAAAAUAUCUCAGUCUUCCUGCAAUCUAUCUCAUCCGCAGCAACACAGGCAAGCCUGUCAGAGCAGCAAGUAACAACAAUAAAGAAAACACUCCUAGCUACCCAGCUCAGUGGUCUUCAGGUCGAGUUCUCUACUUAUACAACGGAAGAGUGGACAGUCUUGUUCCAGGACUACUUGUUUAAUUUGACUGCAUACUUCAACCAAUCACUUCUUGAGUUCAUUCCUAUGAACGUAUCCUGCUCCUCCUACCAAGUAAUAGUGAAAGUUUUUAGCAAUCAGUUUAGCUCGAUGACAGAUGAAACAAGAGAAGCAAUCUAUCAGUACUUCCUGAAACCAUACUUGACAGCAAAAGCUUCCACUUCCGCAGUUGUUUGUGAUGCUGGAAGCUUCCAGAACUGGCGUGAAGUGAACUUUGGAGUCUUUUUCUACUUUUUCCAACUUGGAGAAAUCUUAACACUCAAUGAAAAUUUUACACCGGAUGAAGUGGGUCCAGCGGACAUGGCCGUACUCGUGACCAAAACUGAAGUUCUCCGUAAUGAAACUUUGCUGGAAAAAUUUCUAAGCUCUAUUGCACCACAAAAUAUCUCAGUCUUCCUGCAAUCUAUCUCAUCCGCAGCAACACAGGCAAGCCUGUCAGAGCAGCAAGUAACAACAAUAAAGAAAACACUCCUAGCUACCCAGCUCAGUGGUCUUCAGGUCGAGUUCUCUACUUAUACAACGGAAGAGUGGACAGUCUUGUUCCAGGACUACUUGUUUAAUUUGACUGCAUACUUCAACCAAUCACUUCUUGAGUUCAUUCCUAUGAACGUAUCCUGCUCCUCCUACCAAGUAAUAGUGAAAGUUUUUAGCAAUCAGUUUAGCUCGAUGACAGAUGAAACAAGAGAAGCAAUCUAUCAGUACUUCCUGAAACCAUACUUGACAGCAAAAGCUUCCACUUCCGCAGUUGUUUGUGAUGCUGGAAGCUUCCAGAACUGGCGUGAAGUGAACUUUGGAGUCUUUUUCUACUUUUUCCAACUUGGAGAAAUCUUAACACUCAAUGAAAAUUUUACACCGGAUGAAGUGGGUCCAGCGGACAUGGCCGUACUCGUGACCAAAACUGAAGUUCUCCGUAAUGAAACUUUGCUGGAAAAAUUUCUAAGCUCUAUUGCACCACAAAAUAUCUCAGUCUUCCUGCAAUCUAUCUCAUCCGCGGCAACACAGGCAAGCCUGUCAGAGCAGCAAGUAACAACAAUAAAGAAAACACUCCUAGCUACCCAGCUCAGUGGUCUUCAGGUCGAGUUCUCUACUUAUACAACGGAAGAGUGGACAGUCUUGUUCCAGGACUACUUGUUUAAUUUGACUGCAUACUUCAACCAAUCACUUCUUGAGUUCAUUCCUAUGAACGUAUCCUGCUCCUCCUACCAAGUAAUAGUGAAAGUUUUUAGCAAUCAGUUUAGCUCGAUGACAGAUGAAACAAGAGAAGCAAUCUAUCAGUACUUCCUGAAACCAUACUUGACAGCAAAAGCUUCCACUUCCGCAGUUGUUUGUGAUGCUGGAAGCUUCCAGAACUGGCGUGAAGUGAACUUUGGAAUCUUUUUCUACUUUUUCCAACUUGGAGAAAUCUUAACACUCAAUGAAAAUUUUACACCGGAUGAAGUGGGUCCAGCGGACAUGGCCGUACUCGUGACCAAAACUGAAGUUCUCCGUAAUGAAACUUUGCUGGAAAAAUUUCUAAGCUCUAUUGCACCACAAAAUAUCUCAGUCUUCCUGCAAUCUAUCUCAUCCGCAGCAACACAGGCAAGCCUGUCAGAGCAGCAAGUAACAACAAUAAAGAAAACACUCCUAGCUACCCAGCUCAGUGGUCUUCAGGUCGAGUUCUCUACUUAUACAACGGAAGAGUGGACAGUCUUGUUCCAGGACUACUUGUUUAAUUUGACUGCAUACUUCAACCAAUCACUUCUUGAGUUCAUUCCUAUGAACGUAUCCUGCUCCUCCUACCAAGUAAUAGUGAAAGUUUUUAGCAAUCAGUUUAGCUCGAUGACAGAUGAAACAAGAGAAGCAAUCUAUCAGUACUUCCUGAAACCAUACUUGACAGCAAAAGCUUCCACUUCCGCAGUUGUUUGUGAUGCUGGAAGCUUCCAGAACUGGCGUGAAGUGAACUUUGGAGUCUUUUUCUACUUUUUCCAACUUGGAGAAAUCUUAACACUCAAUAAAAAUUUUACACCGGAUGAAGUGGGUCCAGCGGACAUGGCCGUACUCGUGACCAAAACUGAAGUUCUCCUCAAUGAAACUUUGCUGGAAAAAUUUCUAAGCUCUAUUGCACCACAAAAUAUCUCAGUCUUCCUGCAAUCUAUCUCAUCCGCAGCAACACAGGCAAGCCUGUCAGAGCAGCAAGUAACAACAAUAAAGAAAACACUCCUAGCUACCCAGCUCAGUGGUCUUCAGGUCGAGUUCUCUACUUAUACAACGGAAGAGUGGACAGUCUUGUUCCAGGACUACUUGUUUAAUUUGACUGCAUACUUCAACCAAUCACUUCUUGAGUUCAUUCCUAUGAACGUAUCCUGCUCCUCCUACCAAGUAAUAGUGAAAGUUUUUAGCAAUCAGUUUAGCUCGAUGACAGAUGAAACAAGAGAAGCAAUCUAUCAGUACUUCCUGAAACCAUACUUGACAGCAAAAGCUUCCACUUCCACAGGUAUGUUUGCAUGUCCCCUAUUCUCUUGUGAGAUGAAGGAGUUUCUUGUCCCUUCUUGUGGUGGAAAAAGUCUUACUUUCCUCUUCAACCUUGGAGCUGCUUUAUAUCACUUUGCUAAAAAAAAAUCUCUGUUUCCUUCUAGUUGUUUGUGA
Messenger RNA from Rana temporaria (common frog), 3845 nucleotides. RefSeq lists its product as uncharacterized. The transcript has 23 exons. Bases 369 to 3845 code for a protein of 1158 amino acids. The record is from RefSeq and is a predicted model, not a curated record. NCBI's taxonomy places the organism in Eukaryota, Metazoa, Chordata, Amphibia, Anura, Ranidae.